Messenger RNA from Paramisgurnus dabryanus, 947 nucleotides. It is a transcript of the gene fam228a, whose product is annotated as family with sequence similarity 228 member A. The record is from RefSeq and is a predicted model, not a curated record. NCBI's taxonomy places the organism in Eukaryota, Metazoa, Chordata, Actinopteri, Cypriniformes, Cobitidae.
GUAGUGUGUUCUGACUCCUCUCCGGCUCUGAACCAUAGCGUCUGUCGGUCGUAACGGUUCUUCAGCGACCUCUCAAUUAUUAAAGUUUUAUUACAAGAAUGAAUCUCCGGUCAAUGACUACAAUGACACGCAUGAGGACCAAUGACAUGGAACACACUUUCUCUGUCCACUCCAAAAAGCAACUAAUGGACCAAUUACAUUCUGAACAGAAAGAGGCUGAUGCCAUUACACAGCCACUGCUGGAUACUGAGGCUGGAUUUAUUAAGAAUCUGGAGCUCUACCUAAAUCACAUAGACACAUCAGCCUUGAAGAAGCGUGAACUGCUCCAUAAACGCUGGACAGAGUGUGUAUGGCUGCCUGUACAAAGGAGUAUCAAACAACACUUCACACAGCAUGGCUACAAUGAGACAAAAAACAUGAGGAGCUUGUAUACACACUACAUCAACUACUGCAAUGCUAAGGGUUUUGUGUUUUUAGAUAGCUACGAUCCUCUGGACUACAACCCAUUCAUGCACCAUUUCAACAGACCACAGCAUCACAAAGUUUCUACCUCAGUUUUGCUGGAUCCACUAAAUCUUCAAUCACGAGGCAUGAUUAAAGAAAAAAUGGCAGUUCUUCGCUGCCAAACAGGCCAUGUACAUCGUAGUCAGCGGGUGGAUGAACUUCUCCACAGUUUUCCUGUAUAUCAACAUAGACUAACACAGCCACAGGCCAAAUUCUCCAGAAAUACUGCAUCAGAGCGAAUUUGGAAGGACCGCAGUCUGUGUCAACCAAGGAGGCGGGGAACUCCAUGUUUGUCUAUGGCAAAGACACAGCCCAUCCAGCCUCAAUGCUUGUCCUCUUAUGGUUAUAGACAUCAUGUACUUCCUUCAAUGGAGAUGUGCGAGUCUUUUUCUGAGAAUGGUGCUUUUGUUGUGCCUAAUUACUAUUUAAAGUGCUGUAAAUAA